Kogia breviceps (pygmy sperm whale) is the source of this 5323-nucleotide messenger RNA. NCBI's taxonomy places the organism in Eukaryota, Metazoa, Chordata, Mammalia, Artiodactyla, Physeteridae. The record is from RefSeq and is a predicted model, not a curated record.
CCGGCGUCGCGUCAGGGCUGGCCGGCGGAGGCGAUGGCAGCGGACACGGAGCGGGCUUGAGGGCUCGGACUUGCUCCCUUCCGCGCGACCUCGAGCCCGACCCCGCGUGGCAGCCCCAGCUCGCUCCGCUCCGCUCCUGCUCCCUCCCCUACCGCUGCCUGGGAGGAGGCGGAGGUGGAGUCCCGGGCUGGCCGUCCUGUUCGCGCCCCGGCUCGGCCCCGGACAGCCCGGCAACUGUGCAAAGAAGAGGCCGAGUCGGUAGUGAAAAGAGAAUCCCGAAGAACAGGAUCUCAAGAUGAGUAAAAAGCCCCCACAUCGUCCUGGAAUCACUUUUGAGAUUGGUGCUCGUUUGGAGGCACUGGACUACUUACAAAAAUGGUACCCAUCACGGAUUGAAAAAAUUGACUAUGAGGAGGGCAAGAUGUUGGUCCAUUUUGAGCGCUGGAGUCAUCGUUAUGAUGAGUGGAUUUACUGGGAUAGCAAUAGAUUGAGACCCCUUGAGAGACCUGCAUUAAGAAAAGAAGGGCUAAAAGAUGAGGAAGACUUCUUUGAUUUUAAAGCCGGAGAAGAAGUUCUGGCUCGUUGGACAGACUGUCGCUAUUACCCUGCCAAGAUUGAGGCGAUUAACAAAGAAGGAACUUUCACAGUUCAGUUUUAUGAUGGAGUUAUUCGUUGUUUAAAGAGAAUGCACAUUAAAGCCAUGCCCGAGGAUGCUAAGGGGCAGUUUCUGUUCCAGGUGAAAUCCCAGCAUCCACUAAGCUGGUGUUGUCCUAUCGACCCAGCUGGAUCGUGUAACCAGUCUAUGGGAAGUGAGGAUUGGAUAGCUUUAGUCAAAGCAGCUGCUGCAGCUGCAGCCAAGAAUAAAACAGGGAACAAACCUCGGACUAGCGCUAACAGCAAUAAAGAUAAAGAGAAAGAUGAGAGAAAAUGGUUUAAAGUACCUUCAAAAAAGGAAGAAACUUCAGCUUCUUUAGCCACACCAGAAGUUGAGAAGAAGGAAGAUCUGCCCACAUCUAGUGAAACAUUUGUAGGACUUCAUGUAGAGAACGUUCCAAAGAUGGUCUUUCCACAGCCAGAGAGCACAUUAUCAAACAAGAGGAAAAAUAAUCAAGGCAACUCAUUUCAGGCAAAGAGAGCUCGACUUAACAAGAUUACUGGUUUGUUGGCAUCCAAAGCUGUUGGGGUGGAUGGUGCUGAAAAAAAGGAAGACUACAGUGAAACGGCUCCAAUGCUGGAGCAGGCGAUUUCACCUAAACCUCAAAGUCAGAAAAAAAAUGAAGCUGACAUUAGCAGUUCUGCCAACACUCAGAAACCUGCACUGUUAUCCUCAACUUUGUCUUCAGGGAAGGCUCGCAGCAAGAAAUGCAAACAUGAAUCUGGAGAUUCUUCUGGGUGUAUAAAACCCCCUAAAUCACCACUUUCCCCAGAAUUAAUACAAGUCGAGGAUUUGACGAUUGUAUCUCAGCUUUCUUCUUCAAUGAUAAAUAAAACUAGUCCUCCACAGCCUGUGAACCCCCCUAGACCUUUCAAGCAUAGUGAGCGGAGAAGAAGAUCCCAGCGUUUAGCCACCUUGCCCAUGCCUGAUGAUUCUGUAGAAAAGGUUUCUCCUCCCUCUCCAGCCACUGAUGGGAAAGUAUUCUCCAUCAGUUCUCAAAAUCAGCAAGAGUCUUCAGUACCAGAGGUGCCUGAUGUUGCACAUUUGUCACUUGAGAAACUGGGACCCUGUCUCCCUCUUGACUUAAGUCGUGGUUCGGAAGUUACAGCACCGCUAGCCCCAGAUCCCUCUUACCAUAAUGAAUGCCCCAGGGCAGAAAAGGAAGAUACACAGAUGCUUACAAAUCUUUCUUCCAAAGCAGUAACUGAUGGAAGAGGAGCUCCAACAGCAUCAGGAAUAUCGAAAACAGAAAAAAAAGUGAAAUUGGAAGAAAAAAGCUCAACUACAUUUGGUAAGAGAAAAGAAAAGGAUAAAGAAAGAAAAGAGAAGAGGGACAAAGAUCACUACAAACCAAAGCAGAAGAAGAAGAAGAAAAAGAAAAAGAAAUCUAAGCAGCAUGACUAUUCAGACUAUGAAGACAGUUCCCUAGAAUUUUUGGAAAGGUGCUCUUCUCCACUAACUCGAUCUUCUGGGAGUUCUCUGGCUCUACGAAGCAUGUUUACGGAGAAAAAUACAACAUAUCAGUACCCAAGGGCAAUUUUGUCAGUUGAUCUUAGUGGUGAAAACUUAUCGGAUGUGGAUUUCCUAGAUGAUUCUUCAACGGAGAGCUUGCUCCUAAGUGGGGAUGAGUACAAUCAGGACUUUGAUUCAACCAAUUUUGAGGAAUCUCAGGAUGAAGAUGACGCGCUUAACGAGAUCGUGCGAUGCAUUUGCGAAAUGGACGAGGAGAACGGCUUCAUGAUUCAGUGUGAAGAGUGCCUGUGCUGGCAGCACAGCGUGUGCAUGGGGCUGCUGGAGGAGAGCAUCCCGGAGCAGUACCUCUGCUACAUCUGCCGGGACCCUCCAGGUCAGAGAUGGAGCGCCAAAUAUCGUUAUGAUAAGGAUUGGUUGAAUAAUGGGCGAAUGUGCGGGUUAUCAUUUUUGAAAGAAAACUACUCUCAUCUCAAUGCCAAAAAGAUAGUUUCCACACACCACCUGCUUGCUGAUGUCUGUGGUGUUACGGAAGUCCUGCAUGGGUUACAGCUGAAGAUCGGAAUCCUAAAGAAUAAACAUCAUCCUGACCUUCGUCUCUGGGCUUGUUCUGGGAAGAGGAAAGAUCAAGUAAUUGCUGGGGUAGAAAAACAAUUAAUGGUGCAAGACACAGUAAAUGUGGAAGAAAAGAAAUAUCAUGUACAGAACCAUAAAGAACCACCUCGUUUGCCCCUAAAAGUGGAGGGAACUUAUAUAACAAGUGAACACAGCUACCAAAAGCCACAAAGUUUUGGUCAAGACUGCAAAACUCUUGCAGACCCUGGGAGCUCAGAUGAUGAUGAUGUUAGUAGUUUUGAAGAAGAACAGGAAUUUCACAUGAGAGAUAAAAACCGUUUACAAUACCCAGUAAAAGAAGAUGGAAUACCCAGAAAGAAGAAUUCAGCUGAAAGGAAUACAGUAUUUGUUUAUAAUGAUAAAAAGGGCACUGAAGACCCGGGAGACUCACAUCUUCAGUGGCAACUCAAUCUCCUUACACACAUAGAGAAUGUGCAGAAUGAAGUCACCAGCAGGAUGGACCUGAUAGAAAAAGAAGUUGAUGUUCUGGAAAGCUGGCUUGAUUUCACAGGGGAGUUGGAGCCACCUGAUCCUCUCGCGAGGCUGCCCCAACUUAAACGCCACAUCAAACAGCUCCUAAUUGACAUGGGCAAAGUACAACAAAUAGCAACUCUCUGCUCUGUAUGACAGCAGUGAACACCUAAUGCAAAGAAUGUGGCUCUGUUCAGUCGACUAAUUUUUAUUAUCCACACGGCUGCUAAGUGGAUAGUUAAAAAGCUUAGUGAUGUUUGGUCAUUUACUGAUUUGUGACAUCAAUAGGAUGGCACCUUGGAAAGGAAAAUGAAGAACAACUUUUAUCAAGGAAGCUAAUAUUAAAAAAAUUUAUGAGCUAGAUACAGAUGAUGGUGUGUCAUUUGCCAAGGAUCAGUGGAGGUAGAAUAUAAUCUGUGCUAAGGGAAUCAGAUUGGCAGGAUUUUUGAUUAGUUGCUAACAUGAAGCUCGAGAUCCCUGUAGAAAGAAAUAUGGUGUAUUACAUAGUUUUCAGUAGAAAGAUCUAUGUUUAUAAACCAACAUUUGGCCCAAACCAAAAUUGUAGAGGAAAUUUAAAUUCUGGAGAGUUCUAUAAGCUUGUUGUAAGAACUGUCUUCUCUGCAGUUGAUCUAGCUGCACCAAAGUUUAGAGUAUUGAAACUUUUAUAGCAUCAUGAGCUGUUUCUUAGGUGAUGAAUGUCCUUAAUCAGAAAACUGACAGUAGAAGGCUCACUUCUGAGGAAAAUAGUUGUGGAAUUCUUACUUCAUAAUGAAUAUAUUGUAAAAACAAACAACAAAAUAAUUGGAGUUUAUUGCUGGCAUUAAGCUCACUGUAAAAAACAGAAUGGCUCGCAGAAGGGUCACUGUGCCAAAGGAUGAUGAUACUGCUGGAAAGAGAAUUUUAAAUCCUGUGGGAGUUCUCUCCCCCAAGUCUUACAUAAUGCCAUCAGCCCAUCAGAAAUGCCUCUAUCACAUGUACUAUAUAGAGAAUAUAUACAGUCAAAUUUCAGUAUUCAGGUUUCAACAUACAGUUUGAUCCUGAGUAUGCUUGGUAUUUGCCUUCGGAAAAAAAGAAGUUGUAAAUAACCUCAGCUGGGAUGAGGAGUGACAAAAAUAUCAAAAUAAUUUGUGGCUGUGGAUUUUUUAACUGCUGGUAGUGGAAUACUGGAAAAGCUUCAUUUCUGAAGAGGAAUUUUAUUUUUAAAAAAUACAUACGCACUCAAAACUCUUAGCUUUGAUCACAAUUGGACAGAUUUCUGAAACCAAAGGCAAUUCAGUUGCUGUGUCAGCUCUUGCUGGAUUUCGAGCCCAGGUCCUCCUGUCUGCCAGUGCUCUUGUGAGCUGUGUGCUGCCCCCAGUGCUCUGCGUGCAGGUAUGCGUUAAGUGUGUGUGCUUGUUUGAAACAAACACUCAACGUACAUAUGUACAUAAUCGACACAUAUUUAUAUCUACGCAUAUCUAGUUUUAUUACUAUAGACUAUAAGAAUUCGUGGUUAACAUGAAAUGUUACCUUUUAACAGACUGUUUUUAAAAAUUAAAAAUGUAUGUACAGGUUUUGAAACUUUUUUAAAAAGAGGAAAGAAGACUGUUAGGAGGCUGUUUGAUGACAUAUAACACUUGAAUAUUUUCUGCCUAGUUCUGUUGAUCAGUUCUAGCAAUCUGUAUAAAUGCAUUUUAGAACUGAUGGACAGUAAACUUGAAUUUAUCUUUGAUAGGAAUACAUGCCACUGUACAUUCAGAUAUUAUUUAAAUUUGCAAACACACUGUUCUAUAUGUAAGGUACUGUAUGUAAAACUCUUUAUUAAAACAAUUCCACAUAUCAUAAAAUUUCAGCUUGCCUUUUUGCAGCCUUAUAUUUUGAUGUAAAGAUGAUUAAAAGAAUGUGCAAAACAGUCAUUAGACAUUUUUAUUGCCUUUUGACAUUCUCCAACUUGACAAAUGUGCCAAAGAUCACAGACAUAAAAUACAGCCCUGUUUAUUUACUUAUGAUACAUUAACUUUGUCAAAAAUCUUACUGAGAAAUGAAAAGCUUUAGUAGAGGGAUGGAUAUGAGGUAGUUAUUAAAUUUGCAUAUUAAUGUAAAAAUAAUAGUGCCUAUAUUUCAUGUGUGGAG